Ascochyta rabiei is the source of this 1140-nucleotide messenger RNA. RefSeq lists its product as uncharacterized. Lineage: Eukaryota; Fungi; Ascomycota; Dothideomycetes; Pleosporales; Didymellaceae. The transcript has 3 exons. The coding region runs from base 1 to 1140 and encodes 379 amino acids. The record is from RefSeq and is a predicted model, not a curated record.
AUGCUGGCUACACAACACGUCCCAGACCCAGCAAUGAGGGAUCUGGAGCAAGAGCUCGCGCGUACCAUGGCGCGAGCGUAUGACAGCAAUCGCCAAGCACGUGAGGGCUUUUUCCAUCUCACUCGGCGCAUGGACAACGACGAGGAUGACCAGUUCGAUGUCGACCAUACAAUCCUAGACUUUCUGGCCUACAAGGCGACAGCUACCGUGUUCGAAUGGCAGGCCUGUGAGAACAGGUGGGAGCGUGACCUGCCCAACGCUCUGGUCACCAUGACUGCUGAGUGGAGGUUUUUCAUGUCAAACGUCCACCAAGGCCGCCGCCUCAGCAGUCUGGCAACUUUCCGUUCACGACUCCUGCAGUUCUCACUCUUGUUCACCCAUCGCUAUCACCCAUCACAAACAUGGACGAACAAGGAGUCUCUCCAAAGACUGCGCGAUGUAAACGACAGUCGACGUCAACUGUGGCAGAACGCACACAGCCCCGACGAACCGGCUUGCACGAAAAGCCCACUGUCAGACAAUGAACUAGAGUCCGUUCGAAGGCGCCGUACAACGGCUUUGGGCCUACCCUCAAGCUUCCGCCUCGACAUGUGCAGCGAGAGGGGUCGGCCCUCACUCCACGAACUGCUUCCGUUGUUCGUGGAGCUCACUGCUGCACGCGCGAAUCUUGGUGAUGAUUGGCAGCCUACGUCGGAUUGGUUUGAAUUGGCUGGCCAAUUUAUGCUACAGGCUGUCAUCGAUCGACAUCUCGUUGAUCGGGAAUGCCAACCAGCAGCGAUUAUAUCCAUCUUCGCGUUUGGCAGCGUGGGUGCUGAGCGUGAAGACGGCGAAGGAACUGACAUCACAGCCAUGCGAAGGUUGUUCUGCAGAGAAAACCAACCAACUGAAGAGCUCCCGGAAUGGACAGCCAUCCGGCGUCGAUACAUCAGAGAAGUGGCAGCCAUACGUACUUUUGAAAAGAUCGAAGACGACCAUUCAUACAUCGAGUUUCAAGAAAACCUGCUCUCAUUCCUGCAACAUCUGCACGAUAGCACUGUCAAACCUGAUCUGGUACAAGUCGAGGAAGGACGUAUCAACAUCGAUGGCAACGAGCUUUCCGAAAAGGAAUCAAGAGACAUGAUCCGGCGCAUGAGGCUUUAA